AUGGAUUACGGUCUCCAGAUCUUUUUGAGGCAGGAACUGGAGCGAUUAGGACUGGGAGAGGCAGCAGAGCUUCAUGUGUGUGAGCUACCUGUCGAUUAUCUGGCUGUUCAGAGCAUUCUGCCCUCUCUGUGGAAACAGCACCAGCCUCAGCUGGCUGUCCAUGUGGGCGUUUCCGGGUUGGCGACCUCCGUCACUCUAGAGCAGUUUGGACACAAUAAGGGCUACGAACGUCUGGACAACCGCAGCUUCUGCCCAGCCUCUCACUGCUGCAUGGAGAACGGAGCCGACAGCAUAAAGUCCGUCAUAGACAUGCACACGGUGUGCAAAAAGGUCAACGAGUCAAACAUCGGAGUAACCGUGUCCGUCUCUGAGGACGCAGGGAGGUAUCUCUGUGAUUACACCUACUACACGUCGCUGCACCAGGGCCGCGGUCGCUCCGCCUUUGUCCACGUGCCGCCAUUAGGAGGACCCUACAGCAAGACUGAGCUGGGUAGAGGUCUUCAGGCUGUUGUCAAGGAAAUGCUGAACUGGCUGGAGGCUGAUUACACUGAAGAGGAGCAAAAAGACAAGAAACUCUGCCAUCAUCAGCUAUAACGCCAAACACUACCAUUACAU
Molecule: messenger RNA, 615 nt
Organism: Cyprinodon variegatus (sheepshead minnow)
Lineage: Eukaryota; Metazoa; Chordata; Actinopteri; Cyprinodontiformes; Cyprinodontidae
Product: pyroglutamyl-peptidase 1-like
Exons: 4
Coding region: 1-594 (197 amino acids)
Biological process (GO): proteolysis
Cellular component (GO): cytosol
Molecular function (GO): pyroglutamyl-peptidase activity
Source: RefSeq, a predicted model, not a curated record